CCACAACUCUGGAAUCUUUACUAUGCAGUUAGUUAGCCUUUGUUUUUCCCCAUCCUAGUUAGUGUAUCUUCUAGUAGCAGAGACCUUACAGUCGGUAUGCCGAUUAAGGCAUUAAAAAUACAGACUUGGAAUCAUAGGGCUAGAAAAGACUUCAGGAGGUCAUUGAGUCCAGACCCCUGCCCAAAGCAGGACCAUUCCCAACUAAAUCACUCUGAUCUGUCACAAGAUUAUGAGCUUUGCCUUGCAACUUGAUUAUAAUAAUGUCUUGCCCAAGCUAUGUUCAGAAUUUUGAGAACAUCUCUCAAGGACAGACCUGUGAAAAUCAGAAAGUUGGGGCUCUUUGUAGAUUUCAAUCCUGAAACAAUGUUGCUGGAUAUAGAGGAUGAUGGUGAUGAGGAUUUAGAAGCUGAGCUUGCCUCUAUCACAGGAGAGAAGGUGAAAGAUGGGAAGUCAAAACCCAAAGGGAAAACCCCUCUGCCCAUGGAUCAUAUUGAAAAGAUGGCUGCAGAGUGCAUGAAGGACCUGAAUGAGGAGGAAAAGGAGGAAGAUGAAGGUUUGGAGGAGGAUACAGACCUUUUGGCAGAGUUGCAGGAGGUUCUGGGCAACGAAGAUGAGACAGGAAGUGGUGAGGAUGAAACCAUAGCAAUGGAAGUGCUCACAGCUCCACCAGUAAUACAGCAGCAACCUGAACAACAGGCAGAGGUCACAUCUCCUGCUGUUUCCAGUGAGUUGCAGCGGAUGAUAGAGGACAGAAUUGCAAACUAUAAAGCAGCAAUCUUGAAUGCAAAGGAAGCAGGCGAGAGUGGCAAAAUACGACGGUACGAAAGAGGCCUGAAGACACUGGAAACCAUGCUGGCUGCAAUGAAGAAGGGCAAAAAGGUCAAUGAGGAAGAAAUUCCGCCUCCUGUAGCCUCAGGAAGAAGCUCUAGUCCCAUGUCUCAAGGCACAGGAGCUGUGCCAGAAAGUUUAGAUGACCCAGCUAAGAUAGUACCCAAGGAGAAAGUGAAAUCCUCUACAGACCAUGAGCCUGUUCAUGAUAUGAAAUUGUCUCUGGGGCCAGCCUCUCUACAAGGUCAUGCUGCUGCUACUUCUGUCGUGGAAAUGGGUACCAUAUUACAAGAUGAUUCCCUAAACACGAGCACACGGGCACUGUUGGUUACAAGACAGAAAGAGUAUAAAUUGGCAGCUCUGAAAGCCAAACAGCAAGGAGAUCUAGAGAAGGCAAAAGAAUAUAUGAAGACUGGCAAGAAAUUUACAAUGGUCUUAGAGGCAUUGGACAGUGGACAGCCAGUAGACCUCCAGGAUAUGCCCCCAGCUCCACAAGAUCUUGAAAGUCUGAAAAAGACACAAGUUCCAUCAAAACAGACGGCAUCUGUUCCCGUUGAAAAUUCUCACCUCCUCACAACGUUGGAACCUCAAGGCCAUGAAGCCUCAGUCUCUCCUCUGCAGCCAAAAACUGUGCUGGAAGCUUUGCAACAGAGAUUGGAAAAAUACAGAUCUGCAGCGGCACAGGCCAAAGCAAGUGGAGAUGAUCGGAAAGGCAGGAUGCACGAGAGGAUAGCCCAGCAAUACCAAGAUGCCAUAAGAACCCACAAAGCAGGGAGAAAAGUGAAUUUUGCUGAGUUACCAGUUCCCCCUGGAUUCCCCCCCAUUCCUGGUGUGACACCCACAGAUGGUGAUGGUACAAUAGCUGCCGUGCUGGAAAGUGCCAACCAUCUGGCUAACCUGGAAGAGAAAGAGGAUGAAGAUGAAGAGGUGGAGAAUGAACCUCCCACACAGGCCCCAGUUGCCAAGAAGCCUGCUCAGCUGCCUGAGAAGCCAACACAAAUUGUUAAACCAAUUAUGGUGCCAUCUGCUGUAGCUCAGGAAGACCACUCUUCUGAGAGUGUGAAAAAAGUUGCAGCACCAGCAAGUGAACAACUGGAAUUUCUGGAGAACAGAAAGAAGCAAUACUUGAAGGCAGCAGUCAAAGCAAAACAGCAGAAUGAUCUUGAACAAGCCAGACGGUAUCUCAGGACCGCAAAGAACUUAGACCCACAGAUUGAGCUGGCAAAAAGCGGCAAAUCUGUUGAUAUAUCCAAGCUACCAUCGCCCCCUACAGAUGACGAAAGUGAUUUUAUCUUCAUACAUCAUGAGGAUGUCAGACUCUCUCAGAAAGCAGAAGAGGUGUACACUCAGCUCAUAAAACUGCUGAAGGACCAGCAUGAGAAAUGUUUGCAGUAUUCAAGGCAGUUCAUGCAUCUGGGAAACAUAACUGAAACGGCCAGGUUUGAAAAACUAGCACAAGGAUGCAAAAAGGACCUGGAGAUUUUGCAGCUGGCACAGGCCCAGAGGAUGGACCCCCCCAGCCAUCGCUUUGAGGAGAGAAACUUCAAAAUAAUAAGGAUAUUUUCUGAACUCAACAGUACAGAAAUGCAUCUCAUCAUUGUCAGAGGAAUAAACCUGCCAGCUCCCCCAGGUGUGACACCAAAUGAUUUGGAUGCAUUUGUGAAAUUUGAAUUUCAAUACCCUAAUACGGAGCAAGCUCAGAAAAGUAAAACGGCAGUAAUUAAAAAUACUAAUUCUCCAGAAUAUGAUCAGCUCUUCAAGUUGACUAUUAACCGAAAUCACAGAGGCUUCCGUAGAGCAAUUCAGACCAAGGGAAUUAAAUUUGAAAUAUUUCACAAAGGGGGCCUUUUCAGAAGUGACAAGCAAGUGGGAACAGCACAGUUGAAACUGGACAAACUGGAAUCAGAAUGUGAAAUUAGAGAGAUCAUUGAGAUUCUGGAUGGUAGGAAGCCCACUGGAGGGAAACUAGAGGUGAAAGUCAGACUCAGGGAGCCGCUCAGUGGUCAAGAUCUUCAAACAGUUACAGAAAACUGGUUGGUCCUUGAACAUUAGUCAAUCUAAGAUUCAGGAAUGCAUAAAGCCGCAGAGUGGACUUUGUACAUAGAAAGAUGCUGCUGCCUGCAAGCACCAAAGAUGUUAGAUGAAUGCACUACUGAAAAUAACAUGUCUUUAUUUUGGUAACUAUUUUAUGGUGUGUUAAGCCCCUGGAAACUUAUUACUAGUGGUAAAAAUGGAAUUGAUCUAUGCAAAAUGGACUGAAUUGCCUUAAGAUGGGACUACUAAUGUUAGCACCAGAUGAAUGUUACAUAAACUCAUCACAACUAUCCUGUGCUGGGACUGUUUCACAGUGUUGUGUGAAACCACUAAUGGUUUUGCUCUUGAAAAAUUCACUGGAGCAAUAUAAGAUGGAUAAUUUGCAAAUGAGACCUUAUGCUCCCAGCAUGGCUAGCUUGUGGUAGAAUCAACUCUUUCAGACAUAUAUGCUCUUAUGUUGUUAAUGCCACCUCCUGCUUCCUCUUAUGGUCACCCUCGGGCCCUUCUGACUAACUGUAUGCUGCUCCAGUAAGUGUCUGAGGAUGAAGAAAAUAGCAGAGAUCUAGCAGCAGUGUAUCCCAUCUCCUCUACAUGUUCUUGCAGCAUCCUGAACUAGAUGUGCCUUGACUUGAGGUAACAAUAGGAUAUGAGGAAUUUUUUUUUACAACUGGGUUUGGAAUUGGUUAGCAGGUGCCUGUCAUGUUUCCCCAACUGUUUGUUCCAGCUCAGCCUGCUUUGUGUGCCUUCAUUUUCUUAACACUUGGAAAUCAGUAAAGCCUAAUAUGGUUUCUAAAGUCACAGGGUUUUCUGAACUGGAGCAUUUCACUUGUUGAUUGAAAAAUCACCACUCUUAUUUGUCUAGAAACUGGGUUAUAGCUGUUAGCAGAAUUUUUUUAUGGACUGUAUAUAAAAUAUGGUACUAAAAUUG
This is a messenger RNA of Pelodiscus sinensis (Chinese soft-shelled turtle), 3790 nucleotides long. Lineage: Eukaryota; Metazoa; Chordata; Testudines; Trionychidae. The record is from RefSeq and is a predicted model, not a curated record.